ACAACAUUAUUUUUUUCACCGGCGGGAGCUGUGGAGCAACCAUCACGAAAAAAAGCGAGUGCAAAUGAACAGUGCAAACUCAAGAAGUGGGGAGAGUGAAUGGUCAACGAGUGUUAACUCUGCAAGGUGGUUGAUUGGAUUGUAGAUUUACCUUGGAAAUGGACAGUGACGGUGCCAAUGAUGUGCAGGCAGAGCUGGACUCUGUGGAGGCAGAGCUGGAGGUGGUGGAGCUGCAGAUAGCUGAGCUGCUGGAGAAGCAGGCUAGCCUGACCUCCAGGAGGAAACGGCUGCUCCGCAAGCUGGAGGAGGCAUGUGACUCCGCCCAGCCCUCUGGAUCCUCAUCAGGCUCUGGAUCUGGCCCUGCAAUGACCAAGCAGGAGUUGCUGCGCUAUGAGAAUGAUGAUUUCUCAUGGUCUACAGAGCUGCAGCAGAAUCUGAAGGAUGCGUUCCAGCUCUCUAAGUUUCGUCCUCUCCAGCUGAAGGCCAUCAACCUUAGUAUGUCUGGUAAAGACCUCUUCCUAGUGAUGCCUACUGGACGAGGGAAAAGCCUCUGCUAUCAGCUACCUGCAGUCUGCUCUGAGGGUUUCACUCUGGUCGUAACUCCUCUAGUUUCUCUGAUGGAGGAUCAGCUCAUGUACUUAAAGUCCAUUGACGUUGAAGCCGUCUCUCUCAACGCAUCCAGCAGUAAGGAACAUGCUAAAAUGGUCCUAGCGGGGAUGACAGACACCAAAUCGCUUUUCAAGCUGCUGUAUGUGACUCCAGAGAAGAUAGCGAAGAGCAAGCUGCUGAUGUCGAGGCUGGAGAAGGCCUACAACGCAGGAAGGCUUAGCCGUAUUGCUGUGGACGAGGUGCACUGCUGCAGCCAGUGGGGACACGACUUCAGACCUGACUACAAGCUCCUGGGGAUCCUGAAGAGGCAAUUCCCAAAGGUUCCAUUGCUAGGGCUGACGGCCACAGCAACCAGCAGUGUUCUAAAGGACUGUCAGAAGAUCCUGUGUGUCCCUGAGCCAGUCACACUCACUGCCUCCUUCAACCGCACCAACCUCUACUACGAGGUACUUCUUAAAGACUCGAACAGUGUUGAUUCAAUCAGUGACAUUUCAGCACUGAUCAAGGAGAGAUAUAAGGAUCAGUCAGGGAUAGUGUACGUGUUUUCCCAGAAGGAUGCAGAAACGGUGUCAGCAGACCUACAGAAGAAAGGCAUCAAUGCAUAUCCAUACCACGCUAACAUGAAUCCAGAGGACAAGUCACGGGUUCACCGCAAAUGGGCCAACAACAAGAUCCAGGUGGUGGUAGCUACUGUGGCGUUUGGGAUGGGGAUCGACAAGCCUGACGUCAGAUUUGUCAUCCAUCACACCAUCAGCAAGUCCAUAGAGAACUACUAUCAGGAGAGCGGACGAGCAGGCAGAGACGAUAAGCCGGCUGACUGCAUUGUGUACUUUGGCUUCAACGACAUCUUCAGGAUCAGCACCAUGGUUGUCAUGGAGAAUGUAGGACAACAGAAGCUGCUGACCAUGGUCGACUACUGUCAGAACGUAGACAGGUGUCGGCGCUCAGUGAUCGCUGUUCACUUUGAUGAGGUUUGGGACAAUGAAGGAUGCAACAAGAUGUGUGAUGUCUGUCGCCGUGGCAAUGACUACAUCACGGUGGACAUCACGCAGCAUGCUAAAGAUGUGGUCCAGAUUGUGGAGCUGGCGGGCUCUCUGGACGAGAAGCUGACCCCCCUGAAGGUGACUGAGGCGUGGAUGGGGAAGGGUCCGGCCAAACGCAGGAAGAUGAUCCAGACCACCACCUUGUCUCGCCUGGAGGUGGAGGCCAUCAUCACAAGCCUAUUGCUGCAGGGAUAUCUCAGUGAAGACUUCAGUUUCACUCCAUACACUACCUACUUCUACCUGAAGCUGGGUCGUAAGGCCCCAAUGCUGAAGAACCAGAGUCACUCCAUCACCAUGAAGAGGAGAAGGACAGGCCUGGAAGCAAACACGGAGGACCAAUUAGCUGGUGGAGCUAAAGAGGUGGUGGUGACCUCCCAGUCCCCUCCUCCCGUUGCCCCCAACGACAGCAGCACUCCCCCUCCCAGACACAACAAACUGAUCAAGAUGCAUAAAGAGCAGCAGAAUCUGGCCAGGAAACGAGACGAGAACCAUGACCAGACAGAAAGCCAGACACGGGAGGACCAGAAUGACCCUGCUGCUGCCCAGCCCACUGCCAUUGAAGUAGACGUAGAGAUCAAUAUUGUAGAGAAAGUUAAUGACAGCGAAUCCCCAUUACCUCCAUUAAAACGCAAUUCUAAACCUAAAUCAACAACCCCUCAAAAGAAGCGGAGGAAACCCUGUACUGCUGCUCUUGCUGCAGUCCUAGCUCCCUCAGAAGCUGUGGUUACAGACUCUGAACACCAGAGGCCAGCAUUGGUCAACUCUCCCUCCCAGGUCUCCAUCAUCUCCGAGGCUGCAGUGGAGGAGCUCUGUGACCUGAGGAACUACUACAGCAAACAGCUGAGGCAGAUAAACAACAUUUCCCAUGAGUACUUGCAGAAUCAGGGGUGCUCAGACCCAGGGGUGCUGGCCUGUAUCAGAGAGCCACUAAAGAGCCUGCACCUCCCCCGUGGCUCAACCAUUGCCCAGACGGCACGCAACCUGUGGAACAGAGUCAGCUCCAGAAGGAAACUCAUGUAAAGAUGACCAUUGACCUUCCCUGGGACAGUUGACGUUCAAAUAUGGACACUCCUGUAUCUCUCUUUUCCAGGUUUCACGUUGCCAGACCUAGAGCCCUGGGGCAGACAAGUCUACUUUUUUUUUGUAACACCUGUUCUAUUUUUUUCUGGACUGAGAGAAUAUCCCCAUCCAAGUUAAUUUGAGAUUGUAAUAUUUUACUGUUGGAUCAAUACCACUUGUUCGCCUAAGAUAAAGAAUGAAGAGAUGGUUUUGUUUUGGAUAAACUUACCACACAUGAACUGAAAGGUUUGUUUGAACUGAAGAAUGUUUUCACAAUAUAUUAUUUGUAACUCAAAAAAAAAAAAUAUUUGAGCAUUCCCUAAUCUAACAGCCACAAUGUGCACGCUCGUGAAUUUGAUUCGCUCUAAUACGUUUUAUAAUACUGCACUGCAGCUUUGAGAAGGUCCAUUCACAUUUGUGGAGUACAGUAUAAUCUUUAGCUAUCAUUAAUAAACAUUGAUUUAAAAUUGAAAUGGUCACAUGAAACAUUUCUAUCUUUUGGUUGUAAAUUUAUUUUAUUUGCAUCCUAUUCUGGUAUAUUUUCUAAUUCCUUUUGCGUUCCACUAACCCCCCAAAAACACAGUAAGAGCACUUAUCUGGAAAAUAAUUCAAUUUAAAAAAUAAUAUUGAAUCUACAUACGCUGUUAAAAAAAAAAAGAUAUAAAAAAAUUGGAUGGAUCUGCUUAAACAAAUUUAAGGCAUCAAUUUACACAAUAAAAUUGAGUAGGUGCAAUUGCCUUUUGUUUUUGAAUAAAACACUUCAAUAAGUUAUUCAAAUGUACACAAAGUCCAGGGAAAUAAGAAUAGCUGUAAUAUGAAUGAGAUGUACUUCAUUUCUGAUUAAGACACCGUCACUGAAAGUAACUAAUGUUUAACUUUGUUAAUUUGCCAUUUACCAGCUUUGGCAUGUAUUGUUAAGUGCUCAAUCCACCUGCAGUAAUUGGAGGUAGAACUGCAAGCAUUACAAUGUGCUGGAUUUGCCUCUGUCAUUUAGGGUGCUGAUGGUGGAAAUGUGUUAUCACCAUUAAGUCAAUUUGUCUGACUUUUGAUAUCCCUUCAUCAUGAUCCAUUACACCUCAUGGCACAACAAGCUGCUUAAUCCUAAUAAAUAAAUAUACUUGUCUUUCUUCAAACAUGUACACAACAUUGUGUAAAGAAAAGUCUACAAAUGUUUAAUUACCCACAAUCCUCUAAAAACAGAGCCACUUGGCAAGUUGUUGCAAGAAUUAAAAAUAUUAAAAUUAAGUAAAUUAAAUAAACUCUUUGGUUAUCGUCAAAAUAUACUUAUAUUUCAUGCAACAUUGAGUUGGAUUUAUUCUUAACCUGUUUGGUAAAAUUACUUGCAUUAAUUUUUAUUAAGUAUAUUUUGGUUCAAUUCACCAGUGAUUUAUUUUGUACAGUGUACAGCAGAUGAAUCAAUAACACUUGGCUUGUAAACAAUGUUAACUUGGUAUUGAUACGCAAAUGUUCUUAGCCCUGCAUGAUUCAGUCAAGAGCCCCGUUUAUACCUGGUGCUAACACAUGUCCUCUUUUUUAGACGAUUGAAAUAACUGAUUGUGAUCAGAUUUUCCAGACUGUUUCCCCGAGGUAGUCAGGGGUGAAUUGAUUGGCUGGUUGAAAGCUCGAUGGACAGGUCAAAGGGUGGAGUGUACAGGUGAGAGAAAUAAAGAAUAGCCACCUUUAGGGAGGUUGGGUUGUGACACACAAGGUUGCCAGUUCGAAUGCCAAUGCAGGUUUUGUUUUCCAACCUUACUAAUUACAAUUCUACUUGACUGAACAGCUUUGUAUAGGUAAAAAAUGUGUUGUGCCCUCCCAAUUGCUUGCGCAGUAGACCAGGCACUGGGAUAGGGACCAGAACGUCACAGGUUCUAAACUUGCCAAUGCCCUUUCUCAACAAAGUUAUAUUUAUAGUCCUGGUUACACCUUGCAUUAAUAUGCGGUUUUCGUGAUCAAACACAUGGAUCACACACAAGCGGGUUGACUCAUAAUCUGCUGUUAUAUCUGGGUUUAGGGUCGUGAAAUAGUGUGGAUGAUUGGGGGAGUGGAUUGCAUGCAGUUUGAAUAAAGAAAAAACAGUGCAUACUAAAAAUUCAUACAUUGAUAAUUAUUGUGCAAUUCAUAUCUAUAGGCUACAUUUGCAAUUUUUAAAAACAUUUUUAUUUCAUUAUUUUUUUUAUCUGGCAUUAGUGUGUAGGCGGCAGUGUAGCCUAGUAGUUAGAGCAUUGGACUAGUAACCGAAAGGUUGCAAGUUCAAAUCCCCGAGCUGACAAGGUACAGGCAGUUAACCCACUGUUCCUAGGCCGUCAUUGAAAAUAAGAAUUUGUUCUUAACUGACUUGCCUAGUAAAAUAAAGAUAAAUCGUCGGCCUAACUAAAUUUUUGGGGAAAAGGUUAUCAAUCCACUAAGGCAGAAAGGGAACUGUAAAGCGCAUUCUCUAUAUUUGCGGGUGAGGUUCAGCUCUGGGGAACAGUUUCACUAUCACAUAUAGUCGGGCGGUUGUGGAUGGGUUAUUAGCAAUGCUGAUGAGUCUACACAUUUGCAGCGUCUAAACAUUGUAUUAAAAUGUGUCUCUUAAGCCUUGUUCACAUUGGCAGUUUAAAGCGACUCAAAAGAAAAAAAAAAUUUUUUUAAACUGUUCUUUUUCUUUCAGUCUGAACAGCCCAAAAGCACAUGGAAACUGAUGUUUCAAACCACUUUCGUAAGUGAUUUGAAAUAAGAUACAAAUCUGAUUUAUUUGCUCUCAAGUGGUUUUUGGAUUUAUUUGGCAUAUCGUGUUACUUGCUCACUACAGUGUUGACAGUUUGGCAAGAAUAUGUGGUAGCUAACGAGCUUGUUAAUUGUUUACAAACAAAUUAGUGAAUGUGCUAGAAUGCUAAAUGGCUACCUAGCUAGCUAGCGUCUGUUCUUCCACUAUAAUUUUGAACAUUCAAAGCAACUGGGAAAUGUCCAUGGUAGGCAUUGGUGUCAGUUUAGCUUGCUACAGUACAUAACUGUGAGUGAUAGGAAGCAAGAGCAAGACCACCAAUCAGUCUGCACCACUGCGCACACACUCGUUGUUACUAUGACAACUGGCGUAGGCAUGUUAGCAAAUGACUGCUGUAUGACCACAUUCGAUUUGGUCACUUGUAACUUGCUGUUUGGACAGUCAGUGUUCCAAAAUGUAUUUGAAAAAUAAAACUGAUUUCAGCAUU
Messenger RNA from Oncorhynchus masou masou (cherry salmon), 5902 nucleotides. Its product is annotated as ATP-dependent DNA helicase Q1-like. Gene Ontology annotation, biological process: double-strand break repair via homologous recombination; DNA replication. Gene Ontology annotation, molecular function: ATP binding; 3'-5' DNA helicase activity; four-way junction helicase activity. The record is from RefSeq and is a predicted model, not a curated record. The transcript is spliced from 14 exons. Gene Ontology annotation, cellular component: cytoplasm; chromosome. Lineage: Eukaryota; Metazoa; Chordata; Actinopteri; Salmoniformes; Salmonidae. Bases 159 to 2672 code for a protein of 837 amino acids.